UGUUCGAAUUGCAAUACGACAAAGACACCUUUAUGGAGACGUGAUCCUGAAGGACAGCCAUUGUGUAAUGCCUGUGGAUUAUUCUUGAAAUUACACGGAGUCGUUCGACCAUUGUCAUUAAAGACGGAUGUGAUCAAAAAGCGUAAUCGU
Meira miltonrushii is the source of this 150-nucleotide messenger RNA. RefSeq names its product GATA-domain-containing protein. The transcript has a single exon. The annotation marks the transcript as partial. Gene Ontology annotation, molecular function: RNA polymerase II cis-regulatory region sequence-specific DNA binding; zinc ion binding; DNA-binding transcription factor activity, RNA polymerase II-specific. NCBI's taxonomy places the organism in Eukaryota, Fungi, Basidiomycota, Exobasidiomycetes, Exobasidiales, Brachybasidiaceae. The record is from RefSeq and is a predicted model, not a curated record. Gene Ontology annotation, biological process: positive regulation of transcription by RNA polymerase II; negative regulation of transcription by RNA polymerase II.